This is a messenger RNA of Diaporthe citri, 1587 nucleotides long. RefSeq lists its product as uncharacterized. Lineage: Eukaryota; Fungi; Ascomycota; Sordariomycetes; Diaporthales; Diaporthaceae. Gene Ontology annotation, molecular function: FAD binding; Delta24(24-1) sterol reductase activity. Gene Ontology annotation, biological process: steroid metabolic process. The transcript has a single exon. The record is from RefSeq and is a predicted model, not a curated record. The coding region runs from base 1 to 1587 and encodes 528 amino acids. Gene Ontology annotation, cellular component: membrane; cytoplasm.
AUGGAGCGCCACCGGGCCCUGGUGCAGAAGAUCUCGUCGACGGUGCGGGCCUUCUACGCCGCAAAGGAGCCCUACCGCAUCUUCCACGGCAGCACCAACAGCACGCGGCCCCAGCCGCACGGAAGCCGCGCCCGCGUCGUCGACAUCUCGGCCCUGCGCGACGUGCUCUCGGUCGACGCGGCCCGCCGCACGGCGCUGGUGGAGCCCAACGUGCCCAUGGACCGGCUGGUCGAGACGACGCUCAAGCACGGGCUCGUCCCGCCCGUGGUCAUGGAGUUUCCCGGGAUAACCGCGGGCGGCGGGUUCGCGGGCACCGCGGGCGAGUCGUCGUCGUUCCGGCACGGCUUCUUCGACGACACCGUCGCGUCCGUGGAGCUCGUCCUCCCGGACGGCGAGGUCGUCACCGCCGCGAACCCCAACACCCCCUCCGGGGCGGACGGAAAAUACGCCGACCUGUUCCGCGGGGCCGCCGGCGCGGUGGGGACACUGGGCGUGACGACGCUGCUGGAGCUGAACCUCGUCCAGGCCAAGAAGUUCGUGCGCACGCGCUACCGCCGCACGGGCAGCGUCGCGGAGGCCGUCGCCGCCGUCAAAGAGGAGGCGGCCCGCGCCGAGAAUGACUACGUCGACGGGAUCCUCUUCUCCAAGGACCACGGCGUCGUCAUCACGGGCCAGAUGACGGACGAGAAGCCGGCCGCCGCGCCGGUGCGGACCUUCUCGCGCGCCCGCGAUCCCUGGUUCUACAUGCACGUACAGGAGCGCACGGCGUCACCAUCAUCAUCAUCGCCAUCAGAGACCACGACGACGACGACAACGCAGGGGGCCGAGGAUCAGGACGACGAGUACAUCCCCCUGGCAGAGUACCUCUUCCGCUACGACCGCGCCGGGUUCUGGGUCGGGCGCGCCGGGUGGACGUACUUCAAACUGGUCCCCUUCAACCGCCUGACGCGCUGGUUCCUCGACGACUUCCUGCACACGCGGAUGCUGUACCGCGCCCUGCACGGCUCGGGCGAGAGCGCGCGCUUCGUCGUGCAGGACAUCGCCGUCCCCUUCGCCACGGCCCCGGAGCUGGUCGACUACACGGCGGAGGAGCUGGGCAUCUGGCCGCUGUGGCUGUGCCCGCUGAGGCGGCGUGCCCCGCCGACGUUCCACCCGUUCACGACGACGCCGGGGGUGGCCAAGAAGGAGGAGGACGACAUGAUGCUCAACAUCGGCGUCUGGGGCUGGGGCCCCUCGGACCGCGGCGAGUUCGUGGCGGCGAACCGCGCCCUCGAGGCAAAGGUCCGCCAGCUGGGCGGCAUGAAGUGGCUGUACGCGCACACGUACUACGAAGAGCCCGAGUUUUGGGACAUGUACGGCGGCCGCGGGUGGUACGACUCGCUGCGCGCCAAGUACAAGGCCGACGAAGCUGGGCUGCCCAGUGUCUACGACAAGGUCAAGGUCAAGGUCGAGCCCAAGGCCGCCGCCGGGGGCGGGCUCAAGGGUGUGUGGCCGUUCGGGGGCAUCUAUGGCAUUUACAAGAGCAUCAAGAGCCGUGAUUAUAUGCUGCACAGAAAUGCUGGUUGGAAGUGGAGGGGGGAGGAAUGA